GCCCAUCACUUUCCUUCUUCAUGUUUUUCUCUUGCAAAAUAAAUCCAACAAUAUAGCACAUUGGCGGCCCAAGUCUAUCUUGAUGAUUCAACCCACCUUUUAUCAAGAAGCAAGGGACCAACUGGGAUUUUCCCUCAGGUACGGCUAGCCCACUCUUCUGUCCACUUGGUUGGCUCAACAAAACUCGACCCAAAGAGAGCUAAGGAACUUCUCCUUCACUUCCAGCCCGUAACCCAAAUAUUCCAAUCCUCCCGACCAAUUGAAACAGUUGGACAAAAUUAGUUUCAUCUGCGGGUUGUUCUGCCUAACUCGAGCUCGAGCAUAGUUGAACCUAGCACCUACCCAUCAAGCCGGACGAUCCUCUCAGCAGGCUCUCGGUCCACAGACUCUGGAUGCUUAGCAAUGCGACCUAGGGUUGCGAGGGAGAUGAAACCUUUGCUUUCCUCCUUGCCCUUAAUCGUCUUCGCUUCAUCCUCUGUCGGCAGCAUCGUCAUCCUCUCCUCGGUCGACGGCCAGGAUAGCGGCAGCGCUAAUCGCGGAACCCAUGCGCGAUCCGCCUAGCCGGCAAGGAAACCCAACUACCCAGUUCUGCUUUGUGUCGUCGCUCUCCGCGAAACUCUUUUUCUGGUGACUUCUUCUUCAGCGAGCAGCCUGCUGUCGCCAGAUCCAUCACCUACUCUUCCUCCAGUGAUCCUUUUCAUCAUCGCCCUUCAUCUCCAACCCAUACCUUAAUGCCACUAGUGAAGCCACCAACGAUCGUAGGUUGCCUCGCCCGAAUCGCGCUUUCGACGUGCAAAUUCGACCGCUCUUCGUCGCCUCCUUCACCGACAACUCCUUCGCCCUCUUCCCCUGCAACUGGGGCUAGUCAUCAAUUGAGAAAGCGAGAUAGACGUCGACCUCCUCAUUGGCCGGUGAUUCUUCCUCAUCUUUCCUCAUCGAUGCGCCCUCUAGGCAAUGGCUUCGAAGAGGUUUCAGAGCCACAAUGCAAACUCGUGGUCCCUCAUCCUGACUGUAGUUGUCGUGAUGAGAUUCGCUGAUAUGACCCUAAUUAACCCCUUGAUCAAGGUUGAAUUGCUUUCCAAAGGAUCCAUCCAUGUUGGAAGGAAAAAGGAAGAAUUUGGCUAAGUGUUCAACCCGUUUUAUGGUGCUUACUAUGGAGGUUAAUAUCUUACAUUCUAGUCAAUGGAAAUGAAAGAGGAAGGUUGGAAAGUGAAGAGCAAGAGUUUGUUUACAAUGAAUGGUUGGUUGCUCAAUUAGAAGCAUUUAAGUGCAUGAACAAGAGGGUCCAAGUUGCUAUGAAGAAACUGGGAAAUGCCUGAUUUUGGUCAAGUCUGAAAAACCGUUCGAGAUGCUUACUUCGAGGGCUUAUUUGAGACGACUGGGUUACAUUCAAAGGAAACUGGGAGUUAAAAAUUUAAGCUGGUGACUUGGAGAAGAAAAUACCUAAGCCAGAUUGGUUCGAAGCUCCUUGGAAAGCUUCGAACGAAAGCCUCAAAGUAGCUAUGGAGGCUGAGUUUCCUUACUUGCGCAUGAAGGUAGCAACUUGUGUACUAAGCAACCAAGCAUUCUUUCCUUUUCUAGUUUGGAUUUAUGUUUCCUUGUUAGAGUUAGAGCUAGAUUUGAUUCCUUGUUUGUUUAGAAGUCGAUUUUAGUUUGUUGAUUGCUAUUCAAAGGCUUAAUUAAGAGCCUAGAUGUAA
Messenger RNA from Linum trigynum, 1697 nucleotides. NCBI's taxonomy places the organism in Eukaryota, Viridiplantae, Streptophyta, Magnoliopsida, Malpighiales, Linaceae. The record is from the annotation of a GenBank genome assembly.